CCCAGGCGCCGGGCGCAGCCGGGACGUGACGUGUGGCGCCGUGCGGGCGGACGGGCGCGGCGCUACCGGCAGCGCGCGCUGCGGGCGAGGCGUUUCCCCCCCCCGCGGGGCGGCGGCUAACGGACCGCGGGGCGCGCGCCCGCCCGCCGCGCCGGGAGGCGGCGGCGACAGCAGCAGGAGCAGAGCGGGGCGGCCGCGUCCCCCGUGCCCCCCGCGCCCCCCGCCCCCGAGGCGGCCCGCCCGGGCCCGCGGAGCGAUGAUGGCCGCGGCGGCCGACCUGGAGUCCUCGCUGGAGCUGAGCCUGACGGGCAGCGGCGCGCUCCCCGGCGCGCUGCCCCCCGCCCGCUCCCGCAUCUUCAAGAUAAUCGUCAUCGGGGACUCCAACGUGGGCAAGACGUGCCUCACCUACCGCUUCUGCGCCGGCCGCUUCCCGCAGCGCACCGAGGCCACCAUCGGCGUGGACUUCCGCGAGCGGGCCGUCACCAUCGACGGCGAGCGCAUCAAGAUCCAGCUAUGGGACACAGCAGGCCAGGAGCGCUUCAGAAAGAGCAUGGUGCAGCACUAUUACAGGAAUGUACAUGCUGUUGUGUUUGUAUAUGAUAUGACAAACAUUGCCAGUUUUCACAGUCUGCCGUCAUGGAUAGAGGAAUGCAAACAACACCUUCUUGCCAACGAUAUACCACGGAUUCUUGUUGGAAAUAAGUGUGACCUGAGAAGUGCUAUUCAGGUGCCGACGGACUUGGCCCAGAAGUUUGCUGAUACUCACAGUAUGCCAUUAUUUGAAACCUCUGCCAAAAACCCCAAUGACAAUGACCACGUGGAGGCCAUAUUUAUGACACUGGCUCACAAGCUUAAAAGUCACAAGCCAUUAAUGCUUAGUCAACCCCCAGAUCGCGAUGAAAUACAUAUAAAGCCUGAACCAAAACCUGCCAUGACCUGCUGGUGUUAAAUCAUACUAUUAUCGGCUGUCGUCUUGUCUUGUCUGCAAAUACUUCAAAAUUAUGAUCUUGGCAAAGUUCCAGGUUUUGGUAGCAAUUGUAGUGAAUCUCUUUUGGCACUUUAAUGUGUUUUGUUUUUUUUUUUUUUCUGGUGUAGAUGUGCCCAUCCCAUGUUCUUGCACUUUGUAAUUGUACUUUCUGAAGUGUCACUAUAAAUAUACAGAAAAGUAAACUCUCAAGUGAAGUUUUGACAAAGCAAUUCUACUUGAGAUCUUGCUGCCCGAGAUAGUUUUCAUCACUUGUGGUAAGGUUAUAAAUAGUAAGCCAGUUUACUUACAUUUUUGAUUGCUACUUGCAUUGAAAUAGUGUAGGGGAGAAAGUGUUUUGUGACAGCCAGGUAGCUCGAUGCUUUUGCAUCAGCAAGUGGAGAGAUUUUUAGCAUAUGAAGGAAUAUUCAGUGAUUGCUACCAAAUUGUUAAGCAAAUACCGUUAUAAUUAAAAAAACCCCCAUCAACAAAACCCAGGACUGUCAGAUAAAUUUUGGGCUGUCAGUGUACGUGCAAACUGCUAGCUUUUAGCCUGUCAUUCCACUGUAAACUGUCCGUUUCUUCAUGACUAUGGUAAGAGAAUUGACAAACUUGUCCCUACCUCUAUACCACUUAAAACUUCCUUACUUUUUCAUAAUUAUUACAUAAAACUAAACUAUGCAUACCUUCUUACAGAAAGUACUGUCGCACAGGCUUUGGGGUAAAUUUGGGACUGUAACUGUCCAUAACUUCUCUGACCUUACUAAAACUUCAAUGAGGAUUUGUUUCUAAAGAUGCUGUGUUUGAGUUGAGUGUCCCAGGGUAAGUAAAAACACGUAAGUAAAUAGAAAAUAGAGUGAAGUUGGCGGAAGCAUACUGGUUUUCAAAGACAGGGUUUCAGAGGAUUUUAGUGAUGAUAAAUGCUUCUGAAAUAGCUUGGAAAAAGCUUUUUACAGCCAACUUGGUAACAUAUUUUAGGGAUGGAAAUACUUAGGACGAAUUUUAGGGGUAUGGGACUUCCUUAAAAUACUUCCGAAGACAGAAUGAAUUCGAUCUUGAAAUAUGGAGAAGAUCUGCUAAAUACAUAAUUUAUUACAGAUUUUUGAGCUAAAGCAGGCUUGUGUAAUGUCAUGGCUGUAUGUGAGGCAUCCUUGGUAUUACUAAUGUGAGUUAGUAACGUGUUUGGUCAGAGGCGGGAAAUUACUCUUCUAGAACCAUCUUCCUCUGUGUUCUCAGAACUGCAACCGUUUAUUUCAGUUCUGUCUGAAGGUCAAGUUUCAUAAUAAAAAUGGUGCUAGGUUGCACAUAAUUACAUAAAGCAAAAUGUAAGCUGCAGAAUGCAAUCUACAACUUCAUGUGCCACGUCAAACAAUGUUUUGUGACUUAUUUUUUGAAGGGAUUGAAAUAAUGAAGAAUUGCAAUGUGCAGUGUGCUACGCUGACUGGAAACUAAACAGAAGGGCUAGUUCAGAAGCUGCCACCCUAGUGAUCACAUUAGAAACAAAUUACUGAAACAAGGUAACUAAUAGUAUUUAAACUAUUACAAUUAAUAAGAUGUAAUUCUAUUGCAGGUUGUACUGACAAAAGAAAAACGCAUUGACUUUUUUUGAGAUGUAGAAAGAGCAUUCAGUUUCGUCUAAUAUGAUUAAGUUAUUUAAAAAGAAUCUAAACAAAAUAUAAUAUUUUUUUUUCUGUAUAAAGCUGCUACAGCCAUGACAGUAAUUUUGUUUAGGAAACAUUUGUAAAAGGGAACUUUUGUAUUCAUUCUAAACAUUACAUGACUAGAAUUUGGUUUAUAGUCCUUUCAGCAACAAUCAGCUUUUAACACUAGUGUCCUUAAUGUUUUUUUAAGAAAAGGAUUGAUCUUAAAUUUAUGUGUAUACUAUUGUAAAUAAAUAUGGUUUACAGUCCUCUUGGACAAUUUGUUUUUCACUCAUGUCCUUAGUCCUUCUCCUUCAAAAGGAUCCAUCUUAACUGUUUGUAUAAUAAUUAUCAGCAAAUGUUCUUUUUUUUUUUUAUUAAAAAAACAGAAUGAAGAAUUCUAAAGUCAGUCAGUCAGGUUGGGGGUUGAGGUAAGGAAAUUAUGUCGCUCCAGUGCCAACAUUUGCAAACAUGUUAAGCUUUGAGUUACUCACAACCUGUAAAUAAGGGCCCUCGUCAUGAAAAUUGUGUGGAAACAAUGUUUAAGUAUGUAAUUUCAUCUUCAGCACAAAGCAUGUUUUAAUGGUUCUGCCAUAAAGGUAAUGUGGUCAUUAAUGCAGGAUUCAGUAUGCUUCCUGGCUUUCAGUGGUAAUGUUCUGUCCACAAAAUGGAUGUUAAAAUUACUGAAUACUUUAUAUAUGUAUUUUCACUUUAACAAAUUGUAAAGUUGGGUGAUUUUGUAUGUGUCGGGGGGGAGGGCAAGACACAAUCCCAGAAACCUAAUAAACUGGCUGUGCCACAAACUGUCA
This is a messenger RNA of Falco peregrinus (peregrine falcon), 3413 nucleotides long. RefSeq names its product RAB33B, member RAS oncogene family (gene RAB33B). Gene Ontology annotation, biological process: Rab protein signal transduction. The transcript is spliced from 2 exons. Gene Ontology annotation, molecular function: GTPase activity; GTP binding. Bases 257 to 949 code for a protein of 230 amino acids. Gene Ontology annotation, cellular component: endosome; Golgi apparatus. NCBI's taxonomy places the organism in Eukaryota, Metazoa, Chordata, Aves, Falconiformes, Falconidae. The record is from RefSeq and is a predicted model, not a curated record.